Messenger RNA from Cataglyphis hispanica, 1429 nucleotides. RefSeq names its product protein Peter pan (gene ppan). The transcript is spliced from 6 exons. Bases 108 to 1364 code for a protein of 418 amino acids. Gene Ontology annotation, cellular component: preribosome, large subunit precursor. The record is from RefSeq and is a predicted model, not a curated record. NCBI's taxonomy places the organism in Eukaryota, Metazoa, Arthropoda, Insecta, Hymenoptera, Formicidae. Gene Ontology annotation, biological process: ribosomal large subunit assembly; rRNA processing. Gene Ontology annotation, molecular function: rRNA binding.
GGUGAAACUUCAUGGUAAAACAAUUGGUGCAUGUCCGUGUGGUACUCUGUGAUGCUAUAUAACUUCCGCAAGUUGAAUUGACAUUCGAAUUAAAAAAAGAAAAAAAAAUGGGUCGUAAAAAGGGUCGAUGCGUCAAGCGAAAUAAGCAAAUAAACUUAGGGGAAAAGGAAGAGUUAGUGCGAGCACCUCAUUCCUUUGUAUUUCAUCGUGGCUUGCCAGGAGAACACAUUGUGGAGCUUACUAAAGAUUUCCGCAGAAUUAUGGAACCUUUUACAGCUUCAUCCUUAAAGAUUCGGAAGAAAAACACUAUUAAAGACUUUGUCUCUGUUGCAGGCAUUUUUCAUAUUAGUCACAUAUGUAUAUUUACAAAAACAGAAUUAGGAAUGUACCUUAAGCUUUGCAGAGUGCCUAGAGGGCCCACCCUUACUUUUAAAAUACAUAGUUUUUCCCUGGCACGAGAUGUAAUAUCUAUGUUGAAGAAACAAAUGGUAUAUGAGGAGGCUUAUAAAAAUUCUCCGUUGGUGAUUUUAAAUAAUUUUAGUGGGGAAGGCAUGCAAUUAAAACUUAUAGCCUCUACAUUCCAAAACAUGUUUCCAACGAUAAACUUAACAACUAUUAAUUUAAGUACUAUUCGUCGUUGUGUAUGUUUAAAUUACAAUACAACAUCGAAAACGAUCGAUUUUAGACAUUAUGCGAUCAAGGUUGUACCUACAGGUUUAUCAAGAGGUGUUAAGAAAUUAGUUCAAGCCAAAAUACCGAAUUUAUCUAAAUGUCAAGACAUCUCGGACUUUUUAACAAAACCGACCAUGUCUGAAAGUGAAGCAGAAGAUGACGAAACUAGUCAUGUAACAUUAUCACAAAAAUUAUCUUCAAGAGGAAAUCAUGCUAAUUCUAAGAGUGCGAUUAGAUUAUAUGAAUUAGGACCAAGAAUAACUCUACAGUUAAUCAAAGUAGAAAAUGGACUUCUCAAUGGUGAAAUACUUUUCCAUGAGUUUAUACAUAAAACAGAAGAAGAGAAACUUGCGAUAAAGAAAAAGAGGGAAAAGAAGCAGAAGUUGAAGGAAAAAAGAAAGAGAAUACAAGAGGAGAAUAAAAGGAAAAAGGAAAUACAAAAGGAAGAACAUAAAGAAAAAUCGCUCAAGGGAAUUCAGAAAAAAAGGGAAAGAGACAUGCUGUUACAAAAAAUUGCAAAGGAAUCUACUGAAGUGAAUAAAUUGGAGGAAGAUGAUGAUGCGCAGUAUUAUCGUGAAGAAGUAGGAGAAGAACCUGAUAAAGAUCUGUUUCAAACAAAAAUUGGUACAAAGAGACCACAUAAGCAUAUAAUAAAAUACAAAUCAAAGAAAGCUAAACUUGACAAAUCGUAAUAUAAAAUUAAAUAUUUGUGAACUGUAAUAAUUGACAAUACAUUACUAUUACUUUCCAAAUUGUG